Orbicella faveolata is the source of this 2244-nucleotide messenger RNA. RefSeq names its product zinc finger FYVE domain-containing protein 26-like. The record is from RefSeq and is a predicted model, not a curated record. NCBI's taxonomy places the organism in Eukaryota, Metazoa, Cnidaria, Anthozoa, Scleractinia, Merulinidae.
CAUGAGGCAGAAAUUUGAAAUCCUGUGUACUGCGCACUGUUCGCUGUUUCAGUGGGAACAAAACAUUAAACGACAAGUUUGAAGCGAUAGGGAAAAUCCUUCGUUGUUCAAAGUUAGACAGGAUUCGGUCGGACAGUGUAGUGGCGUCAAAAUUCAGUUACAUCAGGAUGCUAAGGGGAGUAUUUUGUUCAUUGAUGUAGCACGAGCUAGUCAUUACUACUAAUUGAGCAAAGGUUGGUAUAAAUUCUCCUAAACUGUGUUCAAAGUCAGCUUGCUAUCACACUGGACUGGUUUUCAACAAUCGACCUCACUCAGCACCUCUUUGUUCUGUUAUUUCUCCUCCUUUCUUAGCAAUGUUCUGUGGAAGUGUUCAUCGAAAGUUUGUUCAUGCGCCUUGUUCUCAAAGGUAAAUUUACGCAGCUGAAAGAGCAGAUGGAAACCGCUGACCCGACAUUGCAGGCGUGGAUGCCUUAUUUGACCGCGGCUUGUAAAUUUUUACUACGCCGAAGUUUUCAUCAUCUGCUGUACGAAGUACAGGUGUUUAUGAGGGACUUCUUUCGCGCCGCUCAGACUUGUAUCCGGUUUUACGAGGGCGCGGCCGGUGGACCCGUGACGUCAUACGAAGAUCUCUACUCUCGACUUCAUUACCUCGAGGAAGCUAAACAGCACAUUGAAGCUGUGAUCGCCGAGAAGAAAUCCCCCAAGGGAACUUGUAACACCGUGUUUGCGUAUUUGCGACAGCGUAGCACUACCAGUGUAAAGAGCGUUGCCGAAGAACCCUCUCACCUAACCAUGUCACUGUCCGAGUUGAACAGUCAUAUGAACACCAUCAACUUACAGAUGGAGGUUACGAGCUUCAUGCAUCAGUGCGCUGUGGACCGAGGGGGGCUGGGUCUACUACGAGCGACUGAAGGAAAUCGACUGCCAACCCUUUUCGGAAAUGGACAUGUUAGGGCAGAGGUGGUUGUCCAGGUCCUUCUUGCUGGAGCAACAAUCCUAGAUGGUUUCAGCUUGGCCAGCCGAAUAAUUCAGGAUUUUAAUCUGCCUGCUGCACGUGUUUACGUGGACGCUGGCCGUUCGCUGGCGCGACAGUACAAGUACUCACACAUUGAAGAACUUCUACGUUGCUCGGGGGAGACUGGACAAGUAACAGACAAAUGUCAUGAUGAUAUCAUUCUGGCAUGCGUCAGUAUUGUGGCCGCUGACCAGAGUCAGACGAAGUACUUGGAAGGACUAAUUAAACUUCUGAAGAAUGACAUCAACAAGAUAAGCGCUUUCCUAAUGUGCGGUAAACUAAAAUCCGCUUAUCUGAUCGCUGUAAAAGGAGACCGGGUGGACGCCAUUCGGGAAAUCGCUGAGCUGGCGGAGAAGACAGGACAAAGUAAAAUGGUGGAGAUCUGCUCCAAGUAUCUGUCGCAAUAUGAUAAGAGAAGGCAAACUCUGGAAAGACGAACGACGCAACGAAAACAAGGCGCGGAAUACAAGAGAUGACGAGACGUUGCAAGGAAAAAUCUAGGGUGAAUUUUUCAAGAUAGUAUUUCGUAAUUUAUCUCAGUUGUCCCAUUCUUGUUUCUCUCUGAUUAAGCUUUACCAAUUACUUGCUGUUUUGCUACCUUAGUCAACUAAAUUUUAAAAUUUUCUCUGAUUUUCAUACAGGUAACUUGUACGUUGCUAAGAAUGCCGGAUGUAAUACAUCGUUGACUGCAAGCAGGCUGUUGUGUUUAGGGCGGGGACGCGAGCGGCGAAGCCGCGAGAAACACACACGCAUGAGUCGAAACCGCGAGACGAGCCGGCGCGCUGUGUCUAGUUAGGCCUCCCACGCGUCGUUCUUAAACUCGCUCGCGCGCCGAAGCGAAAGGUCAGAUAGCUGCACCCAAACACUAGAGCCCGCUCGCAGGCUAAAUUUAUCGUUUCUUAAAGGGGCUAGGUCACUCACAGCUGGUCCAGACAAAUAAUGAACAUUUUCAAGCGCGCACGUCACUUGACCCAUCAGACAUAAGACACAAAUACGAAAUGUUAUAAAAUUGCCAGUUAAUAUAGUUCUUUAGUAUAAAUCUACUAGCGAUAUAUCACGAAUGGCGUUCUCUGAUUGGCUACGCUACUCACUAUCUAUUCUGUUGUAGAUAGCGAGUAACGCAGCAGUGUGCGCUUUUUAACAAACUGGCAGCCGAUUCUUUGCGUUUUCGAAAUGUCUUUGGAUAAAGUUUUGAACAACUAGUAGAUUUAUACUAAAACAAUUAGAUU